AGUUUUCUGAUUGUUCUUUUGCUUCGACGCGUUUCUGUCUGUUUUUGCCAGUAUAAAUUCUUAUUUCCGAUUACAAUCAACGAAAAUACUAGUAUAAUUGGUUACGCCAUGGAUUUCAGUGCUCUUCUACAGCAGGCUCAGAAGCUAACCCAUGAGACCCAGGUUGCUGACGACCUGCCACGGGUAGAGCGCACCCUGCCGCAAGUCCUACAAGCAACACAGGAGCUGCACUCCCGAGUAUCCCAAACUGGAGCACAGGACAUGCAAGCACAUAUCCUGCUGGGACACAAAGGAAUAGAUUUGCCGAAAAUUUCCCAAAAGCUGGAAACAUUGAGUUCGAGAAAAACGUUUGAGCCGCUAGAUCCGAUCGCAACGACCGAUAUUCAAAGUUUCCUGCGGAACGAGAAAGAGAACGCAAUUUUGUCUGUUAUAGAAGAGGUGCACAAGAACUCUUACCAGGCGGCGCAGAACCAGAAAUGGGAGCAUACCAUGAACGAUUGGAAGCUAGAGAAGGUAAAGCUGAUGAAUGCCCUGAUCGGUCCGUCCCAGAACUGGAUUGACAUUCGUAAAGGGCCGGAGCCGACUAUUUUGAACGAGAGUACUUUCGGAGGUCGUUCGUCGAUGAAUAAUCAAGAGGUUGCGUACGCCCGAGAAGUUUACGAGUAUAACAAACUGGUCAACGAAGGAGCAAUGCGACCGUCGCUUGUGCAGCGGUUUGCUGUUGUUGCGGAAAACUUUAACGACUCCAAGGUGAACGACAUUUGGGAGAUUAUGAAAUACAUGACGAAUGUAACUCCGAGCCCAAGAACGCAGGAUCCACUGAGAACACGUAGCACUCAGACGCAGUUUAUCGAACAAGCGAAACGCUAUCUAGAGAAUCGAUACAAACUGUUUAUGGAGACGGUCAUUUCCGAACAUUUGAGGGAAGCCCAGCGUGGUGGUGUUCCGAGUAUAUUAAAUUUGGUCGGUUCAUUUGUGGGACUAAAGUUUGCCAAUCAGAACAAUUCGAGCUUCAUUGGACUCCAGGAUGGACACGUCGAUGGGAAACCGUUAUGGCCCAUGGUUUACUAUUGUUUACGAUGCGGGGACAUCGCUUCGGCUCUCAAGUGCAUGCAGAUGGCCGGACCAGGGCAUGAUGAUUUUAUCGCUGUUUUGGAAGAGAAAAGUCGAAAUCCGGGCCAGAAAAUUAACCCGAAACUCGAACUGCAGAUUCGUAUGCAGUACAAGAGGCAAAUCAGGAAUGCCAUUGAUCCGUACAAGCGAGCCGUUUACUGCAUUAUCGGUUGCUGUGACAUUCAGGAGCAGCAUCCGGAAGUCGCCAAAAGUUCGGACGAUUUCCUGUGGAUUCAGCUGUCGCUAAUUCGCCCCGAGUCUGAUGACAAUUCGGAACACCUAACCUAUUCCGGAUUGCAAGCGAUGAUACUGGAACAGUACGGAGAGAAACACUUCAACGCUAACGAGCAGCCACAUCUGUUCUAUCAGGUUUUGGCGUUGACCGGUCAGUUCGAGGCGGGAAUCGAGUUUUUGUCACGAUUCGAAAAGUUUCGUGCCCAUGCAGUGCACAUCGCCCUGGCUCUGAAUGAGCUGCAUAUGAUUGGUGGACCAAGGAACUUACAGGAGCCGCUACUGUCCGUUGAUAUCGAAGAUCCUCAGCCGAUGCGGCGACUCAACAUCGCGCGUCUUAUAAUGCUCUACGUGAAAAAGUUCGAAAUAACCGAUCCAGCUGAAGCACUGCAGUAUUUCUUCUUCCUGCGUAGUCUGAAAGAUACCGAAGGACGCAAUCUCUUUCUGGUGUGCGUGUCCGACUUGGCUAUCGAAUGUCGGGACUUUGAUUUGCUGUUUGGCAAAAUGCAACGCGACGGAAUCCGCUCUCGGGGGUUAAUCGAUCAAUUCGAGAGCAGCCAUAUCGAUGCUGCCAUGGCGUGCGAACUGAUUGCGGAAGAGUUCAUCAAGAAGGGAAUGUUCGAGGACGCUAUCAAAUUGUUCGAUUUAGCAGGUAAUCACGAACAAGCUUUGCGCUAUACUUCCAUCAUCCUUUCGCAAGUGGUUCAUCAGCCGAAUAAGCCUGGCUCUUUGCGGGAGCGUAUGCAGCGCGUCGCGCUGGAAUUCACCGAACGAUAUGUGGGUGCCGAGAAGCACUGCGAUCCACAAACCUGGUCUUCGUUUGCUUUGCUGAAAGAGUUGGUUAUUUUCUUUGAUAACUUCCACAACAAAAAUUACCAGCCUGCACUAGAAGUUCUAGAGAGAAUCAAACUAGUUCCGCUGAAGAUGUCCGAUCUGGAGGCAUGCGUACACAACUUCAGGCGACUAGGCGGUGUAGUAUGCAAAGUGAUUCCCGAUUUGCUGCUUGCAACUAUGGAUAUCGCCUAUAACAAGUACAAAAUGCUGAAGGGCAAAGAUGUCGCUAAGUUUGACGAUGCCGGAAAGGAGAAGCAACUGACCUAUCUUCGCGAGCAAGCGAAGGCUUUGACUAACAUGGCAGCGACCGUUCCUUAUCGAAUGCCGGGCGAUACCAACAACCGUCUGGUCCAAACGGAAAUUCUCAUGCACUAAUAAAGUUU
Molecule: messenger RNA, 2561 nt
Organism: Sabethes cyaneus
Lineage: Eukaryota; Metazoa; Arthropoda; Insecta; Diptera; Culicidae
Product: nuclear pore complex protein Nup93-1-like
Exons: 5
Coding region: 109-2553 (814 amino acids)
Biological process (GO): protein import into nucleus; poly(A)+ mRNA export from nucleus
Cellular component (GO): nuclear pore
Molecular function (GO): structural constituent of nuclear pore
Source: RefSeq, a predicted model, not a curated record